AUGGUUGAUGGCGAUCUGACCGACCAAGAUGUUGUGAAGUUGAGCCUGAGGUCGGCCGAGUCAGAAUCUUCAGACUAUGGCAGGUGUAUCCCCAGAUCCGCACCCCCCGGCCGGUCCGAGCCGGAUCAAGCCCUAUCAAGCCCUCGGGGACCAAAUCUGACCCAAUUCCCAGCGGCGCUCGGCGGCGGCCACGCUUGGAGGCACGAACUGCUCAUCCCGGACGAUCGCUGUGAGCCUCAUGAUUAUCGCAUCCGGCACUCUUCCCAAGUAACAGCUAUCACCUACCAACUCACCUGGGUGUGUGUGGUUUUCCCGAAACUUUACUGUGAAGAAAUCGCCUCGGUUGGGACCCGUCAGGAUAAGAACAUAGCAUCGGGUGUUACAAUCAGGGACCCAACAAAACAUAAAGAUCAGCGCCAUGGUACAUACGGUCGCGCUUACAUAAUCGGACUGGGAGCUGAGUCAGGACUCAGAGUGAAGUAUAACCGAAGCGGCAAUGGUGCCCGAGAUCCUAGCAGUCACAGUGAGACUAUUCGCGCCCAACUGCCACUUCGGAAACCAGAAGCAGAAAAACAAACGUCGAAUUCCUCCCCAUCGCCUCGACUCUCAGUACCUCAAGGACCCGGAUCGACCAAUCCGGGGAACUUAGUUGUUUACAGAACUCCUUUAUAUUUCACCAACGGUGGGAUCAUCUUGACGAUUUCCCAACUCUGCAAUUCUGUCACUUCUCAAGCCUUUAUAUGGUGCCAGAUCAAGGUCUCAGGUCCGUUCGAUGAAUAUAGGCUCACCCAAAUCCUAGCCUUGCUGGGAGUUAUGUACGUAUUUGGAUAUAUGGGGUAUUGCAGUUUGGCCCACUGUUUCUUCGUGACGGGUUACUAUGGCCGCAAAACUUAUGGAUGUUCAUCAAAAAGAAUGUUCAGAUGGAUUUCACCUCCCACAUUAAUCAACACGGCAUCUAUUUGCUACCCACUUCUCACUAUCGCUACGAUCAUGGCCGUCACCAUCCGUCUAUUUCUUGCUCAUCGUACCUUUUCAAAUGAGCUAACCAAGCUUCUGAGAAAUGUAAAUCAAGGCUCUGCAAUUUGGGAGAAACUUCAACACAAUUCGCUAUCCUUGGAGGAAAAAUUGGUGACUACAAACCGCCUGUCUCGGCAAGACUUGCGCAUCAAGGAGCUGGGCUUGGUUGUUCAAGAACAUCUCGAUGCUGUGCUUCGUUGUUUCCAAAUUUUUUCAUGCACCGUAGCUUCGUUCUUAUGCGUAUGUUGCCAGCUGUUUAUGUUUUCAUUUUGGAAGCUAAUUCGGAGUAACCUGCGAGAAGCAAGCAAACCAAAAAUAACGCUUACUAUCGCUACCAACACUCUCAAUUAUGAGAGCCCAGCCGAUGAAAGUAGCCCCCAGACUGAUUUGAUCAGCGUAAACCAAGUCCAGUCUGGUGCUAUGCUAUCAAAUCGUCAACUUACUUAUUUAUCAAUAAGGGCAUUUGCCAUCUUCAUCUCCAUGUCAAUUGUCACAGUCUUAUUACUACUCUUGGCCUUCAAACCGUCCAAUUUUCUCUUAGACCCUUAUUGGCGAGGAGUUAUGGCAUGGCUAUCGUCAGCUGGGAACACAUUUUCCGCCAUCUGCAUCGCAUUUCAUUCUUGGAAGCUGUUUGUUGCACAAUCCAACGCAACAGGUACAGAUUCACAGAGUAUCCUUUUGUCAAGCAAUGGCUUAAACUCCCCAACUAGGCAGUCUGAAGGUAGUCCACUUUGGCAUCCCGGAGUUAAAAUUCAGCUUUGUCGCAAGGAUAUCACCGCCAUCAGACAGCAAGAAUAUGAACUAGAAUAGCAUUGAAUGGUCGAUGUAUUAUGGAAAAUAAAAUGUAGGAUCAGUAGGUUCUUAUUGAAUAUGUCAAUCUCUUUCCUGUAAACAUGAUUUGGUUACAAUAUGGUAUUGUUAUGAUUCUACAGCCCCCUUCAUCCACUUCUGGGUUUAAUUUUUGUUAUUUGUAUUG
Molecule: messenger RNA, 1993 nt
Organism: Puccinia graminis f. sp. tritici CRL 75-36-700-3
Lineage: Eukaryota; Fungi; Basidiomycota; Pucciniomycetes; Pucciniales; Pucciniaceae
Exons: 10
Coding region: 1-1827 (608 amino acids)
Source: RefSeq, a predicted model, not a curated record